Molecule: messenger RNA, 2922 nt
Organism: Glycine soja
Lineage: Eukaryota; Viridiplantae; Streptophyta; Magnoliopsida; Fabales; Fabaceae
Product: general transcription and DNA repair factor IIH helicase subunit XPB1-like
Exons: 20
Coding region: 135-2444 (769 amino acids)
Biological process (GO): nucleotide-excision repair; transcription initiation at RNA polymerase II promoter
Cellular component (GO): transcription factor TFIIH holo complex; nucleotide-excision repair factor 3 complex; transcription preinitiation complex
Molecular function (GO): 3'-5' DNA helicase activity; ATP binding; hydrolase activity
Source: RefSeq, a predicted model, not a curated record
AUGUAUAAAUACGCAGAUUCGGUCGCGCUUACAUUCUCGUUCUCGAUUAUUGAUUUCUGCAGUACUUCAUAGAGAAAGAACACUUUUAAAAAAUAAACCCAAAAUUUAAAACCCUAACACAAUCCAUUGGAAUCAUGGGAUACGGCGAAAAAGGAGGACGACCCCCGUUCAAAAAGCUCAAGGCUUCCACUAAAUUCCAGGAAGAUCCCCAAAAAGGAAUCGCCUACGAUGACGAUGGUUAUGGCGGCGAAGAUGCGUACGACGAUGACGAUGGUAAAACCAAGGAUUUUAGCAAAUUAGAGCUGAAACCGGAUCACCCCAAUCGCCCUCUGUGGGCCUGUGGCAAUGGCCGCAUAUUCCUCGAGACUUUCUCCCCUUUAUACAAGCAUGCUUAUGAUUUUCUUAUCGCCAUCGCCGAGCCUGUUUGCAGGCCGGAGUCUAUGCACGAAUACAACCUUACUCCACACUCGCUGUAUGCGGCUGUUUCGGUUGGUCUGGAAACAGAAACAGUCAUAAGUGUUUUGAACAAGUUAUCCAAGACCAAGCUUCCCAAAGAGAUGGUUAAAUUUAUACAUGAUUCUACUGCAAAUUAUGGCAAAGUGAAACUCGUGCUCAAAAAGAAUCGAUACUUUAUUGAAUCCCCGUUUCCGGAGGUAUUGAAGACAUUGCUCCGGGAUGAAACUAUAUCUCGAUCAAGGAUUAUUUCUGAGAAUGUAAAUGGAGAUGGAUUUACAAUCAGCAAAGCAGCAGGUGAAAUUGAAGGCACUCAUGAUGAGUUGCUAAAUGAAGCAGAAGUGGCAGCGGUUGCAGAAGAGAAAGAAGCCCAUUCAUUUGAAAUUGAUCCUUCUCAGGUUGAAAAUGUAAAGCAACGUUGCUUGCCAAAUGCCUUAAAUUAUCCCAUGUUGGAGGAGUAUGACUUCAGAAAUGACACGGUGAACCCAGACCUUGACAUGGAACUAAAGCCUCAAGCACAACCACGGCCAUAUCAAGAGAAGAGCCUUAGUAAAAUGUUUGGAAAUGGUAGAGCAAGAUCUGGUAUAAUAGUUCUACCCUGUGGUGCUGGUAAGUCCUUAGUUGGUGUUUCUGCAGCUUGCCGGAUAAAAAAAAGCUGCCUCUGUUUGGCAACAAAUGCUGUUUCUGUAGAUCAGUGGGCUUUCCAAUUUAAACUAUGGUCAACUAUCCGAGAAGAACAAAUAUGUCGUUUCACGUCUGAUAGCAAAGAGAGAUUCCGUGGUAAUGCUGGAGUUGUUGUGACGACAUAUAAUAUGGUUGCUUUUGGUGGUAAACGGUCUGAAGAAUCUGAAAAAAUCAUUGAAGAAAUAAGAAACAGAGAAUGGGGAUUGCUCCUCAUGGAUGAGGUGCAUGUGGUUCCGGCCCAUAUGUUUCGUAAAGUCAUCAGUAUCACUAAAUCUCAUUGUAAACUUGGGCUCACAGCUACACUUGUCAGAGAGGACGAAAGGAUUACAGAUCUGAACUUCCUGAUUGGUCCCAAGCUGUAUGAGGCAAAUUGGUUAGAUCUAGUAAAAGGUGGAUUUAUUGCAAAUGUACAGUGUGCUGAAGUAUGGUGUCCGAUGACAAAAGAGUUUUUUGCCGAGUAUUUGAAGAAAGAGAACUCCAAGAAGAGGCAGGCACUUUACGUGAUGAAUCCUAAUAAGUUCAGAGCAUGUGAGUUUCUCAUAAAUUUCCAUGAAAGGACACGUGGUGAUAAAAUUAUAGUCUUUGCUGAUAAUCUGUUUGCUCUCACUGAGUAUGCUAUGAAACUCCGUAAACCAAUGAUAUAUGGUGCUACAAGUCAUGUUGAGAGGACAAAAAUUUUGCAAGCAUUCAAAACUAGCAAAGAUAUAAAUACUAUAUUUCUUUCCAAGGUGGGUGACAACUCAAUUGAUAUUCCUGAAGCAAACGUAAUAAUUCAGAUCUCUUCACAUGCUGGUUCAAGGCGACAAGAAGCCCAGCGUCUGGGUCGUAUUCUUAGGGCCAAGGGAAAGCUUGAGGAUAGGAUGGCAGGGGGCAAGGAGGAGUAUAAUGCAUUUUUUUAUUCCCUUGUUUCAAUUGAUACCCAGGAGAUGUAUUACUCAACUAAGAGACAGCAAUUUUUAAUUGAUCAGGGUUACAGCUUUAAGGUAAUUACUAGCUUGCCUCCUCCCGAUGAAGGGCCUAAUUUGAGCUAUCAUCGUCUUGAGGAUCAAUUGGCACUUCUUGGAAAGGUGUUGAGUGCUGGUGACGAUCAAGUUGGAUUAGAGCAACUAGAUGAAGAUGCAGAUGAAAUAGCCCUUCAGAGUGCCCGUCGUUCUCAAGGAUCCAUGAGUGCAAUGUCAGGCGCAAAAGGGAUGGUUUAUAUGGAGUACAGUACUGGGCGUAACAAAGGCCAAGGACAGAUCAAGAGCAAGCCGAAAGAUCCAGCGAAGAGACAUUUCUUGUUUAAAAGAAGAUAUGGCGCAACCUAAAUGGUGCACACCUGCUCUGCGAAUAGAAACGAGCACCUAUGUGGCGGCUUUGUAAUGGUACAAUACGAAAGUAAUCAAGUAUGCAGGAUUUACAGCCUUACUUGACACAAUGCUGGUUGCCUUUUUCAUAAAAAAAAAAAAGGAGACUUGUAUACACUGAAAUCAUUGGAUGCUUCGAAAAGCAGGCAUAAUGCUUAUUUUUCAACUGUUCACUUUAUGGAGAUGUGGUCAAACAGGUUAUUUUUUCCUUCAUGUGAACAAAGAGGCAACCAAGGCUAUAUUAUACAGCCUUCGAAAAGGCAAAUUUGUUUACACCCUUGUCUCAACUCAACAACGGUUUUUUAUCCGGCACCAAUUUGUUGAGGCGUGUGACUUUACUUUUUCCUCGUCAUAGAUGUGUAGUUAUUUUUUCCUGGUUGUUACAGAUGUUUGACUUUUUUUCUUCAAACUUCAAAGAAUCAAUUACUGAAAAUGUCCA